AUGUCUCCGCCCAGGAUCCAUAAGAAUCACUCUCUGACCUUGAGGGACAAAGUGAGAGUACUCGACAGCCUGGCAAAGAAAAGCGUUUGCGAUGUGAUGAAAGAAUGGAAAAUUUCAAAAUCCACGGUGUAUAAAAUCCGAAGCGAGGAAGCGAAGAUCCGCAUGCAAGCCGCCGAUGGUACCACGGCGAACCGUCAGAAACGCUUCAAGCCACCAAAGUUCAAUGUCAUCGAGAAGAUCCUGCUCAGGAGAUUCGUGGAAGCACGUCGAAACCAAGGAACGCUCCCCAUCUGCGGAUCUUGGCUGCAGGAAGAAGCAAAGACGAUCGCGAGUAAUCUUGGUGUUGUGGACUUCAAAGCCUCCGACAAGUGGUUGGAUGGGUUCAAAACUCGUCAUGGUCUGUCUACGAAGCAAAUGUGCGGUGAGGCUGAGAAGGUAAAUGAGGAAGAUAUCAGGCUCUGGUUAGAGCGUCAUAAACCGACGCUUCAGAAGUAUGAUCCGCGAGACAUUUUCAAUGCGGACGAAACAGGCUUCUUCUAUAAGAUGCUCCCGAAACGAACAGUUCACUUCAAAGGAGAAAAGUGCCACGGAGGAGAACAAAGUAAGGAACGUUUCACCGUUCUACUGUGUGCCAAUUGGUCAGGCUCAGAGAAGUUGACACCCUUAGUCAUCGGGCGCAGUAUGAAUCCACGUUGUUUUACCGAAAAAACCAAGGAGCCAAGUGCAUCACGCACCAGAUCCUGGAUGGACUCUCGAAUUUUCAGCGAAUGGCUUGUCAAUCUCCAGGCCUAUUGCGGGCGAAAUGAAAGGUGCAUUCUUCUCUUACUCGACAAUUUCCGAGGUCAUUUACCGGACCUCAGACUGGAACUUCCAAACAUUGAGAUUCUAUUCCUCCCGGCGAAUUCGACGUCGAGGACCCAACCAAUGGACCAAGGCGUGAUACGCAUGACUAAGGCCUUGUACAAGAAGAAACUCGUGCACUACUACUGGUCACAGUCUAAAACGGUCGAUGGAGCCUUCAAGGAAAUCAACAUUUUGCGAGGGAUCCGUUUCUUACGAGAAUCAUGGGGUGAAGUCCCGGCUUCUAGCAUCGAGAAGUGCUUCAAUCACGGCUUGCCGGGUGUGCACGGGAGGCUCGGAAAUGACUCGCCAUCAGAGGAUCUGGAUCAGAACAAUCCAGAAUCUGUCAACCCUGCGAUCUCUCGCCUCAUUUUCCCUCAUAAUCUGACCUUCAAGGAGUAUGUGGACUUCGAUGAAAACUUGGUCACUCGCGAUCUGCUUGAUGGCAUCGUUUCGGAAGAUGACGAAUUGCAAGCUCGGCAAGAUGAGGACUGUGGAUUCGGCCUGGACGACGACUGGGAUGUUACAAUCGAGGAAACGGAAGAUCCCAGAGUAUCUGACCGAGAAGCGAUUGGAGCUCUCGAGGUCCUGAUAAGACACUGCGGACAGCGAUCGGAAGCUGAGCCAGAUAUCGGUCGCUCAUUCAACAAGUAUCUGGGAAUUGUUAUGGCAGAUAUGUUCAAGAAUGAUGCCCAGAGAGAUAUACGGUCCUACUUUAAGAGUUGA
Galendromus occidentalis (western predatory mite) is the source of this 1566-nucleotide messenger RNA. Its product is annotated as tigger transposable element-derived protein 6. NCBI's taxonomy places the organism in Eukaryota, Metazoa, Arthropoda, Arachnida, Mesostigmata, Phytoseiidae. The coding region runs from base 1 to 1566 and encodes 521 amino acids. Gene Ontology annotation, molecular function: DNA binding. The record is from RefSeq and is a predicted model, not a curated record. Gene Ontology annotation, cellular component: nucleus. The transcript has 2 exons.